AUGUCCGACCUCUUCGUUGAGCUGACUGCGCCCAAUGGUCGCAAGUACCAGCAGCCAAGAGGUCUUUUCAUCAACAACGAAUUCGUCAAGUCCAAGUCAGGUGAAACCAUCACUUCCAUAAACCCGAGUGAUGAGAGCGAUAUUGUAUCUGUAUAUGCGGCUGGGCCCGAAGAUGUCGACGAUGCCGUGGCAGCUGCACGGAAAGCCUUCAAGAACCCAGACUGGCGAGACAUGGACACUAACGCGCGAGCUGACCUUCUCUACAAGUUUGCCCAGUUAAUCGAGGAACACAAGGAAACGCUAGCGACGAUUGAAACCUGGGACAACGGCAAGCCUUACUCCGUCUCACUGAAUGACGACUUGGGCGAAGUUGUCGGUACUAUCAAGUACUACGCAGGAUACGCCAACAAGAUUCACGGCACAGUCAUUGACACCUCACCUGCCAAGCUGGCGUACACAGUCCGUGAGCCACUUGGUGUCUGUGGCCAGAUCAUCCCAUGGAACUUCCCUCUUGCAAUGGCGGCAUGGAAGCUGGGACCUGCUCUCUGCACCGGCAACACAGUGGUCUUGAAGGCCGCCGAACAAACACCCCUUUCUAUUCUGUAUCUUGGAAACUUGGUCAAGGAAGCUGGCUUCCCUCCUGGCGUUAUCAACUUUAUCAACGGUGAAGGAAGGAAGGCUGGUGCCGCUUUAGCCCAGCAUCUCGACGUCGACAAGAUUGCCUUUACUGGAUCCACCGCUACAGGAAAGGAGAUUAUGAAGAUGGCAGCUGUCAACAUGAAGAACAUCACACUUGAAACGGGUGGCAAAUCGCCACUAGUAGUGUUUGAUGAUGCAGAUCUUGAUCAAGCAGUCAAAUGGAGUCACGUCGGUAUCAUGUACAACCAAGGCCAGGUUUGCACGGCGACUUCAAGAAUUCUUGUGCAAGAAGGCAUCUAUGAUAAAUUCGUUGAAGCUUUCAAGGAGCACGUCAAGACCACCUCUGUGGUUGGCGACCCCUUCAAAGACGACACAUUCCAGGGACCUCAGGUUACCAAGACGCAGUUCGACCGCGUUCUGUCAUACAUUGAGUCUGGCAAGUCAGAGGGCGCCACUCUUGUAGCCGGCGGAGAAGCGUACAAGAACGUUGGCGGCAAGGGCUUCUUCGUCUCGCCUACUAUCUUUACUAAUGUCAAGGACAACAUGAAGAUCUACCGCGAAGAAGUGUUUGGUCCGUUCGUCGUCAUCAGCUCGUUCAAGGAGGAAGACGAGGCGAUUGAGCGUGCUAACGACACGACAUAUGGUCUUGGCGCAGCAGUCUUCACUGAGAACAUCACCAAGGCUCAUCGUGUUGCUAGGCGGAUUGAAGCGGGUAUGGUCUGGAUCAAUUCAAGCAACGAUUCUGACAUUCGCAUCCCAUUCGGAGGUGUGAAGCAGUCUGGUAUCGGCCGAGAGCUGGGAGAGGCUGGACUCGAGGCAUACACCAACAAGAAGGUACGUCGCACCAACAAAGAGACAUUCAGGGCCGGCUAA
Alternaria postmessia is the source of this 1512-nucleotide messenger RNA. RefSeq lists its product as uncharacterized. NCBI's taxonomy places the organism in Eukaryota, Fungi, Ascomycota, Dothideomycetes, Pleosporales, Pleosporaceae. Bases 1 to 1512 code for a protein of 503 amino acids. The record is from RefSeq and is a predicted model, not a curated record. Gene Ontology annotation, molecular function: oxidoreductase activity, acting on the aldehyde or oxo group of donors, NAD or NADP as acceptor. The transcript is spliced from 4 exons.